CCCCCCGCCGCUCCUUUGUAGCCCAUAACAGCCCGCCAUGGCCUCCGCUCAAGCUAUGUCCGACGGUAUUGGUAUCGCUAACUUGCCCAACCAGAGGCACAAGAUCGUCGCGAAGCACGGGGCGCACUUUACUAUCAUGGUUGUUGGCGAGUCCGGCUUGGGCAAGACCACCCUCGUCAACACGCUUUUCUCGACAGAGCUCUCCCCGCAGAAGAACUAUACCCGCCGCCACCACAAGCAGCUCGACAAGCUGACCGAGGUGGAAAUUAUCAAGGCCGAGCUUGAGGAGAAGCAGUUCAAGACCAAGCUCACUGUGAUCGACUGCCCAGGAUUCGGGGACUAUGUCAACAACCGCGACUCGUGGUCACCCAUUGUCGACUUCAUUGACGACCAGCACGAAGCGUAUAUGCGCCAGGAGCAGCAGCCCCAGAGGCAUGACAAGAUCGACCUCCGUGUGCACGCGUGCUUGUACUUCAUUCGUCCCACGGGCCAUACGCUGAAGCCUUUGGACAUCGAGAUCAUGAAGCGUCUCGGCACCCGUGUCAACCUGAUCCCGGUCGUCGCAAAGGCCGAUACGCUUACCCAAAACGAUCUCGCUGUCUUCAAGCAGCGUAUUCGUGAGGUGAUAGCGGCGCAAGGUAUCCGCAUCUAUCAGCCGCCCGUCGACACCGAUGAUGAGUCUGCGGCUGAGCACGCCCGUGUACUUACCGCCGCGAUGCCGUUUUCUAUUAUCGGUUCCACGGAGGACGUUACCACGCCGGACGGCCGAGUAGUCAAGGGCCGUGAGUACUUGUGGGGUGUCGCCGAGGUCGAGAACGAGAACCAUUGUGACUUCCGCAAGCUGCGGUCGCUGCUGAUCCGCACCCACAUGCUUGAUCUCAUCUCGACGACCGAGGACCUGCACUACGAAAACUACCGCCAGGCUCAGAUGGAGGUGCGCAAGUUCGGCGAGCAGAAGCCCCGCAAGUCGGACAAUCCCAAGUUCAAGGACGAGGAGGAAGCCCUCCGGAAACGCUUCACCGAGCAGGUCAAGGCGGAAGAAGCGCGCUUCAGGCAGUGGGAGCAGCACCUUAUCCAAGAGCGCGACCGCCUCAACAAGGACCUCGAGAUGGCACACAGCGCCAUCAAGGCGCUCGAGGCGGACUUGGACAAUCUUCAAGCGGGCUAUGGCCGCGGCACAGGCAGACGGUGAACACUAUCGCCGUCCACUGCUUUUCUGCCGCUCUUUGGAACUCCUGGGUACCUACUUUCGUUUCUCACAUAUACCCCUAGUUAUCUUUCGAUCUUUCGAAGACUAGUUACGUACACUGUCGUGUUGUCGCUCCUUAGUAACUUCCGGAUAAUUCUCAGAACACCUGUCAUUCAUGUGUUAUUGACCCUCUCGCUUCGCGCUCUGUCU
Messenger RNA from Phanerochaete carnosa HHB-10118-sp, 1399 nucleotides. RefSeq lists its product as uncharacterized. The record is from RefSeq and is a predicted model, not a curated record. The transcript has 7 exons. Gene Ontology annotation, molecular function: GTPase activity; molecular adaptor activity; GTP binding. Bases 38 to 1192 code for a protein of 384 amino acids. Lineage: Eukaryota; Fungi; Basidiomycota; Agaricomycetes; Polyporales; Phanerochaetaceae. Gene Ontology annotation, cellular component: cytosol; microtubule cytoskeleton; septin complex. Gene Ontology annotation, biological process: cytoskeleton-dependent cytokinesis.